AUGGCAGACCUCAACUGCCACAUAACCACCUUCAACGCCGGUCGCACUCCCAUCGACAUCAACUACUUCGCGUCCUCUCUCUACACCAGCCUCAAACAAAGCACCCUACCACCCGACCUCAUCGUCCUCGCGCUCCAAGAGCUCGCCCCAAUAGGCUACAGUUUCCUCGGCGGAUCUCUUCUCACGCCAUAUUUCUCGAGAUUUGCAGAAGCUGUCUACAAAGCGGCGGCAUGGAGACUUGGGAAAGAUGCAGAUUACGAGCACGUGCUCACGAGGAAUGCUGGGAUGACGGGGAUUAUGGUGUUUGCGAGGAGGGAGCUGAAGCAGAGGAUACAGUGGAUUGAGGAGGCGGGGACUGGAGUUGGUUUGUGGGAUAUGGGAAACAAGGGAGCUGUUGGGGUACGGCUGGGAUUGGACAAGACGCCUGUGACGUUUGUGGCCGCGCAUCUCGCGCCCAUUGAGGCAGGCUGCGAGCGGAGAAACGAAGAUUGGAGACGGAUAUGCGAGAACCUCGUCUUCGAGCCUAUCAACGAGAACCCAACAUCCACUGAUUCAGAACGGCAACCCCUCCUUUCAAACAACCCACCCCAAUCUUCGGCACCCCACGACCUCUUCACACCACCUUCCUACAUCUUCUUCGCCGGCGACCUCAACUACCGCACCUCAGACACCCAACCCGACCCCGCAGACUUCACCUCCUGGCCUCAGCCAAUGGCCUCUCCCUCAGAUCCAACGCACUGGAGCAAACUCCUCGCCUCCGACCAACUAACCCGCGAGAUCAACUCAGGCAAAACCCUCCACCAUCUUGCCGAAGCGCAAAUAACCUUCCCACCAACAUACAAAUACUCGUCGCGCGCACAGAAACUCGCUGGGGAAGCAGCGGAGACACACAAAUCGAAAGCCUCCAACGAUUCCGACGACGAAACCCCAGCCAUCGACCUAACCCAAAUCCAAGAACAAGUCUGGCUCUGGGCGAAACAUCGCAUCCCCUCUUGGUGUGACAGGAUCCUGUACCUCAACACCGCGCCAUCAACCAUCCACUCGUACACGGCCCUCCCCAUCCAACCAACCAGCGAUCAUCGACCCGUCGUACUCUCAUGUUCCAUCCCACAACGACCCCUCCACGAAUCCCAAGUAAUCCAAUACCCACGCUACGAGCUCGACGACGGAUGGAAGGAAAGGAGAAUCUUAGCGAGAAGAUUGGAAGUCGCAAUCGGAGUAGGCGCAUACCUCGGAUUCACAGGACAGGGACAGAUCCUCCUCGGUGGAACAGUUGUCGGAAUUGUGGUGGGGUAUUUGGUCUUGCAGUAUUUGGUUGGUGGUUGA
Molecule: messenger RNA, 1326 nt
Organism: Zasmidium cellare ATCC 36951
Lineage: Eukaryota; Fungi; Ascomycota; Dothideomycetes; Mycosphaerellales; Mycosphaerellaceae
Exons: 1
Coding region: 1-1326 (441 amino acids)
Biological process (GO): phosphatidylinositol dephosphorylation
Molecular function (GO): phosphatidylinositol-4,5-bisphosphate 5-phosphatase activity
Source: RefSeq, a predicted model, not a curated record